Molecule: messenger RNA, 1086 nt
Organism: Schistosoma spindalis
Lineage: Eukaryota; Metazoa; Platyhelminthes; Trematoda; Strigeidida; Schistosomatidae
Source: the annotation of a GenBank genome assembly
AUGAAUAAAUCAAAUGAGUCAAUUAAAAUGGUAGGAUCAAUGUAUACCAGUAUCAUGGCAACUACACUAUUUGUGGCUUUAUUUUGGACAAUAAUCACUCUAUUGUCAUGGUUAUUAAGAAAUGUAUUACUUUGGCUAUUCAACUCUGUCACUUCUUCUCAAACGACCCAAGAAUCCACAAAAUGUUUGAUUAACUUAAAUGUAAUAUCAAAGCUGUUUGCUAAAUUUCCAUUCGUAAAUUUCAUAAAUCCAAUAUACAAUUAUUUUUAUUCAAAGCCAAAGUUAUUGUUAGCCUUGUUAGAUGCUGUGGCUACAAUUGAACUUUGUGCAUGCAGUUUAGAAUGUUGGAUAGUUCGUGAAGUUUUUGGUUAUUGGGGUCUUCUAGUUGCUAUCGCUUUAAAUUGUAUUCGUUCAAGUUUGUUUGUUUCAUUUGAUGCUUAUGGAAGUCCUUGUAAUCCGUGGUACAGAUUCCUACUUGGUCAAACACAACCAAUAUGGAUGAUUUUCACAUGGACUUUACAACUUUUAUCUGCAUCAAUAGCUCUUAAAUUAUGUAUAUACUGGUGGUCAUUACAACUAACUAUCUACCAUUCAUCACGUUAUAAAUUAGCAUUAAAAAUGUUAAAUUCUCAAACAUUAAUUAAUUAUAAUUCAGAUUUACAAGUUGUAGUAAGUAUUGGAUUCUUAUGUGAAGCUGUUGUAACGUUUAUAGAUUUAUACUUGAAUAGUCUAUUUUCAUGUAUAUUAAAACGUUGGAAUUUACAAUGUCUUAAACAUAAUUCACAAUUAGCAUCUUCUACAAUGUCUCAAAUGUUGAAUCCUUGUGAUUUAACAUGGAAACAAUUUCUUAUUUCUUAUAUUGUAAGAUUAUUGAUUAUUCUUACAUUGAUAGCUUAUGGUCUUGAAUGGACAGGUAUGUAUUUAAAUCCAGCUAAUGCAUUUAUUCAAUCAUGGGGUAUUGGUAAUAUUGAACCAAUGAAUCAUAUUAUUGUAUAUUGGUUUGGACCAAUGUUUGGUGUUUGGUUAUAUACUAAAACUGUAAAAUGGUCUUGUCUAUUUAUAUCUAAAAUUAUUAUUACAUCAUAA